CGUAGUGGUUCUCAGACAACAUGGCGACUUACUUGUGAGCCACGCUGGUGCUGGAUUAAUCGAGUAAAGCAAAAUAACCGCACUUAUCUGACGCUUAGAAGUUUAAGAAAUCAGUCAAAUAUGUCGGGUCGACACAAUAACAAGUUACCGACGAACCUCCCGCAGUUACAAAAUCUCAUCAAGAGGGAUCCGAAGUCUUAUACGGAGGAGUUUUUGCAGCAGUAUCGUCACUAUCAGUCAAAUGUCGAGAUCUUCAAACAUCAGCCGGAUAAACCCAACAAAGAUCUGGGUGAUCUGGUCAUGUUCCUUGCUCAGGUUGGACACUGUUACCUAGAAGAGCUGUCAACAUUCCCACAGGAGCUAACAAACCUCCUUCUAAACCACCAUACAGUCCUGGAGUCAGACCUUAGAAUGACGUUUUGUAAAGCCCUCAUCCUCCUAAGAAACAAAGAUUUGAUCAGUCCCACCAGUCUACUCGAGCUCUUCUUCGAGCUCCUGCGCUGUCACGACAAACUUUUGCGAAAGACGUUAUACACGCAUAUUGUGAGUGAUAUCAAAAAUAUCAAUGCCAAGCACAAAAACAACAAAUUGAAUACGACCUUACAGAAUUUCAUGUACACCAUGCUGAGGGAUUCAAACCCCAUCGCUGCCAAGAUCUCUCUUGAUGUGAUGGUCGAGUUGUACAGAAGAAACAUCUGGAAUGACGCUAAAACUGUGAACGUCAUCACAACAGCGUGUUUCUCCAAAAUCACAAAGCUCCUUGUAGCCGGAUUGAAAUUUUUCCUGGGAAAAGAUGAAGAUGAAGCAAAAAACAGUGAUUCAGAAUCUGAGGAUGAAGGACCAACAGUCAGAGAUCUUAUGGUCAGAUAUUCCACGGGUAAGAAGUCGUCCAAAAAUAAGAAGAAAAUGGAAAAAGCCAUGAAAGUUCUGAAGAAACAUAAAAAGAAGAAAAAAGUUGAGGUCUUUAAUUUCUCUGCUAUACACUUGAUCCAUGAUCCACAGGAUUUUGCAGAGAAGUUGUUGAAGCAGUUGGAGAGUUCGAAUGAGCGUUUUGAGGUGAAGAUCAUGUUGAUGGAGCUCAUCUCCAGACUCGUAGGAAUUCAUGAGCUUUUCCUAUUUAACUUCUACCCAUUUGUCCAGCGGUUUCUUCAGCCCCACCAAAGAGAGGUGACGAAGAUUUUGUUGUGUGCUGCCCAGUCGUCUCAUCAGUUGGUUCCUCCAGAGAUCAUUGAGCCUGUUAUCAUGACCAUCGCCAAUAACUUUGUAACGGACAGAAAUUCUGGAGAGGUCAUGACAGUUGGAAUCAACGCUAUCAAAGAAAUGGUCGCCCGCUGUCCUCUAUCUAUGUCGGAAGACCUUCUGCAAGAUCUCGCACAGUAUAAAUCUCACAAAGAUAAAAAUGUUGUGAUGUCUGCCAGAGGUCUUAUCCAACUCUUCAGAGAUUUGAAUCCACAAAUGCUACACAAAAGAGACCGGGGGAGGCCCACAGAAGCCUCUAAGGACGCCAAGAUCCAGAAUUAUGGCCAACUGGAGGCUAGGGACUACAUCCCUGGAGCUGAGGUGCUUGAGGUUGAGAAGACGGCCGAGGAAGAGGAUGAUGAAGAAGGCUGGGAGAGCGCUAGCAUGAGUGAGGAUGAUGAAGAUGGAGAAUGGGUGAAUGUGCAUCACUCAUCUGAUGAAGAUCAAACAGAAGUGGCUGAGAAAUUGCAAAGCAUCCCGGAGGACGAACGCAAGGCCAAGGCCGCCAUGGUCAGCACCAGUCGACUCCUCACGCAGGACGAUUUCAAAAAGAUCCGCAUCGCUCAGAUGACCAAAGAGGUCAAUGCCGCACCCGGCAAGGGUCAGAAGAGGAAGAACGAGGACGACGAUGAAGACAAUGAGAGAGGGGAGAUCCUCAGUCUGAGAGACAUUGAACGUCUUCACAAGAAACCCAAAUCUGAUAAAGAAACUCGACUGGCGACAGCAAUGGCUGGGCGGACAGACAGAAAAGAGUAUAUAAAAAAGAGGAGUAAACUGAACCCAUACGCCAGCACCAGCAACAAGGAGAAGAAACGAAAGAAGAACUUCAUGAUGAUGCGAUACAGUCAGGACGUGAGGACCAAAGGCAAACGCUCUUUCAGAGACAAACAGAUCGCAUUGAGAGACGCGCUACUGAAGAAGAGAAAAUACAAGUAACACAUAAAGGUCCUCACAUAAUCCAGAUUGUGUACAGAAGAUGCUUGUGAUAUAAGAUGCCGCCUUUGGUUGUGCUCACUGUCAUGUUGUCAAAAAUAAAUUUUAAAUAAUUGAA
Messenger RNA from Paramisgurnus dabryanus, 2290 nucleotides. It is a transcript of the gene sdad1, whose product is annotated as SDA1 domain containing 1. Gene Ontology annotation, biological process: ribosomal large subunit biogenesis; ribosomal large subunit export from nucleus. Gene Ontology annotation, cellular component: nucleolus. NCBI's taxonomy places the organism in Eukaryota, Metazoa, Chordata, Actinopteri, Cypriniformes, Cobitidae. The record is from RefSeq and is a predicted model, not a curated record.